Messenger RNA from Metarhizium album ARSEF 1941, 987 nucleotides. RefSeq names its product SET domain protein. The transcript has a single exon. Gene Ontology annotation, biological process: peptidyl-lysine monomethylation. Bases 1 to 987 code for a protein of 328 amino acids. Gene Ontology annotation, molecular function: protein-lysine N-methyltransferase activity. NCBI's taxonomy places the organism in Eukaryota, Fungi, Ascomycota, Sordariomycetes, Hypocreales, Clavicipitaceae. The record is from RefSeq and is a predicted model, not a curated record.
AUGCUCCGGACGCUAAACAACACGCCUGCGCCCAUCCGCCGCGCCCUCGGGGGCUCGACCGUCCACGCCGUCCUCGCCGCCUCCCUCUGCCUCGAGACGGACGCCGACUUCGCCGUCUGGAGGGCCGUCCUGCCCACGGAAGCCGACAUGGAGACCUGCAUGCCCCUAAGCUGGCCCGCCGAGCUGCAGCGCCGCCUCCCCCCCCGGGCGAGGUCGCUGCUCGACGAGCAACGGGCCAGGUUCGACGCCGACUGGGCCCCCGUGGCGGCCGCGUACCCGUCCGUCCCCAAGGCCCGCUUCCUCUACUCGUGGCAUCUCGUCAACAGCCGGACCUUCUACCACGUCACCAGGGCGACGGAGAGGCUCCCCCCGGCGGACCACAUGGUGCUCCAGCCCGUCGCCGACCUGUUCAACCACGCGCCCGACGGGUGCAGCGUGGCCUUUGACGACGCCGCCUUCACCGUGACCACGACGCACGCCGUCCGGCCCGGCGACGAGCUCUUCAUCCGGUACGGCCCGCACUCCAACGACGCCCUGCUCGUCGAGUACGGCUUCACGCUGCCGCCGGCCGCGAACCCCUGGGACGAGAUCGGCCUGGACGAGUACCUGUGCCCCCUGUUCACGGCGGGGCGGAGGGCCGAGCUGGAGGACGCCGGCUUCUGGGGCGGGUACAUGCUCGACGCGCAGACGGCCUGCUACAGGACGCACACGGCGCUGCGGAUGCUGUGCUGCCCGCGCGCCCACUGGAGGGAUGUGCUCGACGGGCGGAGGGACGAGGACGCGGACCGCGACGCCGUCGACCAUGUGCUGCGUCGGGUUCUGCGCAAGUGCGGCGAGCACGUGGCGAGCGAGCUGGCCGAGCUGGAGCGGUGCGCUGCCGCCAACGACACGGCAGCAAGGAGCUUGAGAGAGAGGUGGUUGCAGAUGGGCGACUUGGUGACGGCCACCCUGGCCAGGCUGCGACGAGAUGCCACGCCUGCCCUGUAG